UGGAGGAAACGAUCACAGAAUAGACAAGGCUUGGUCGAGACACCGUGUUCCCAACAUUUCUUGAGUACAGGUCGCCAGGCUGCAGAGCGGGCAGCAAGCUUUAGUGGAGCACAGUCGGUCUCACAGCUUAGAGAGGUGUUUGUUUCCCCUGAUGGAUCCUGGAUACUUUGAAGACUGGUUGACUGACAGCACAAAGUCCAAGCUUGACCUUCUCCUCAGGAGAAUGCAUUUAUGAAUAUUACACAAUGGACAAAUGACAAGUAGAGUCAAACUGAGAACAGCUGGGACCUUUUGUCUUUUCUUUUGCUGUGAAUGAAUGGGUAUUUCUACACCAACUCAUCAUCCUGCCAGCAUCAGUCCACGCCUGAGUGAGGUCUCCUUUAGUUUCCAUGUCAAGUAUUUGACCAAUAGAGACAUGUCCAAUGACAGCUGCAACCUCCCCCUGGACACGGACACAUUUGGCCUGACCUGCAUCUAUGGCCUGAUCUUCUCUUUGGGUCUUCCCAGCAACCUGCUGUCUCUCUGGGGACUAUAUCAGCUGGGUCGCUCAGGUGGGGGAGGCUGCCAGCUGGUCUACAUCCUCAACCUGCUGCUGUCAGACCUCCUCCAGCUGCUCACACUGCCACUUUGGAUCCUUUACCUCCAAGGUGCGCACCGCUGGCCCUACAGCCAGCUGACCUGUGAGCUGGUCGGCUACGUGUUUUACGUAAACGUCUACGCCAGCGUCAUGUUCCUGUGCCUGAUAGCGAUGGACCGCUGCCUGGCCAUCGUAUACCCGCUGAGCAGCCGCAGGGUGCGGACCGUCAGGGUGGCAGCAAUAUCAGGAGUGGCAGUCUGGACCCUCACCUUCCUGUUCUGCCUAAGUGGGCUGCUGCCGUCAGUGUUUGACUCUGACAGGCUGCUGUGUCUGGAGCAGUACCCCGUCAGUCCCAGAUACGCCCACUUCAAGAUCACCACGGUGGCCCUCGGUUUUCUGCUGCCAUGUGCCAUACUAGGCUACACCUCAGCCCACAUCGGUGUGACACUCAGACGAUCUCCUUCCCUCUCUGAUCAUGAGCGCCACAAAAUUGUGGGCAUCCUGGUCGUCAUCACCGUCAAUUUCAUAGUUGUCUUUGGGCCCUACCACCUUGUGGGUGGGUACAGGUUUGUGUCCUUGCUGCUGACUGAUGAGCCCUGUGAAUUGGAGCAUUCCAUUUUCCUCGUUUAUCGCCUGUGCUACGGUCUGACCAGCCUCAACACCCUGCUGGAUCCCCUCUUCUACAUCUUCCUGUGCCCUGAUGCUCGGCUAGAGCUGCAAAGGUCCCUGCCGUGUUUGGGAAGAGGGCAAAACCCCCGCAAAAAGAUGACCCUCACCAUCAGAGCUCACCGGGACACCCGGGGGGAGGGUGAAACUGGACACAAUAAUCUUCUAGCAGUAUAACUUGGACAUGACUCCAGUUCUUUUUUUUUUUUUUUUUUUGGUCAAAGCAAUUGCACCACCCAGUGGAAAUGCUCGUGUUGUUUGUGUGAGUUGGGGCUCUCAGUGAAUACACUGACUUGCCUCUGAGUGUUUCCACUUCAUUUAAGAAUAUUUUACUAGUACAGUUUUUAGCUGUAGUUUAUCAUCAGCAUCAAAGUAAUGACUCAGAGGCUGAUGAAAACAGAAAUGUGCAACUACAAAUACUGAGAUUCACAGUUUCAUAUCUGUCAAAACUGAAAUCUGUUUUGAUGACAAAAAGAUGACAAAAAAAAACUCACUGUGCUUUCACAGUAGAGACAUUAGAGACAAGGAUCUGAAAUACAUCAUACAAUUUGAUUACCGGUAGAUAUGUUUUUAAAGAGACUGACCUGUGUAUCCGCAAGAAAAAAAAAACAUUAUGGAAAUUUCACAAUCAAACUGUUUUUUGCCGUUAUGUUUACAACACAAUACAAAAUUCAUGUUUAAUCACCUGUCCAUUGUCCCUUUCAGACUUCAGCUGGUGCCACCACAAAAAUGCAUACGUGACUGUGGUUCUAUAAUUAGAACCACACUUCAUAUAAAAAGGGAAGUACCAUACUACAACACCAGAGUAGGUUUUUUUUUUUUGUUUAUUCAUGUUUAGAAAUGCUACUUCAUAGCACUGAAAAGUACAUGAAGCAGAUGUACAACACAAAACAUUUAGCUGUUGCUAAAUGCAAUUUCCCCACUGAGGGACUAAUAAAGGAUUUCUUAUUCUUAUUCUUAUUCUUAUUCUUAUCUAUUAAGCAGGUUCAGAAAAAAUGAGAGUGAGCUGUAUUUCAAAGUAUCAGCUCAUACAGCUAUUAAUAACACCUUGAGAGAUGUUAUCAGUAGCUGAACAUCAAAUGCUGUUCAUGUUUUGUUUUGUUGAAGCAGUUGUCUUCAUUUGAAAAGAAUAAAAGCUGCAAUAUCAGUACAAGUGUGAGUAUUCAGUGCAUGACUAUGGUAAAUCCUCUAAUGCUCUUGGAAGUUUUUGCUAAAGUUGGCUAAUUAGCCAGAUUAAAGUGCCAUAAAUUCUAAAAUAAAAGCUACUUUGCAUAUAAUGAUCGCAAUAGCUGUGGGUGUGUCCAGUACAAAUAAUCCAUAAAGAAGGCUGGGUAAAACAUCAAAAGAUGAUACACAUAGCACAAUUUAGCACAAUGUACAUGUUGACACAACUCAAUGCAUCAUUACCACAAUGAUCUGCUGACUCCACUCCUGUCGAAAGCUGUUAGGUCAGCAUCAAUGAAACUACCAUUUCAAAUGAAAAGCCAUUCACAGUUUGCGGAACAGAAGGGAUUAUGCCAGAUGAGCUGUGUAGCAUCUGUGUCGAGUUGAGUUUUACUGACAGUUGCUUAACGUUGACUCAAAAAGAUGGCGACAUGAGGCCUGUCUCUUGUACAGGCUGGUUCUCAGUGCAGUUGAAGUAAAUAAAAGCCUU
Molecule: messenger RNA, 2897 nt
Organism: Toxotes jaculatrix (banded archerfish)
Lineage: Eukaryota; Metazoa; Chordata; Actinopteri; Toxotidae
Product: G-protein coupled receptor 4
Exons: 3
Coding region: 317-1420 (367 amino acids)
Biological process (GO): G protein-coupled receptor signaling pathway
Cellular component (GO): membrane
Molecular function (GO): G protein-coupled receptor activity
Source: RefSeq, a predicted model, not a curated record